Molecule: messenger RNA, 1911 nt
Organism: Symbiodinium natans
Lineage: Eukaryota; Dinophyceae; Suessiales; Symbiodiniaceae
Source: the annotation of a GenBank genome assembly
AUGGCUGGGCGAACUCCAAAGGACGUUUCGCCAGAGGGCGAACGGCGAACACCCAGAAGCGCAAGAGGAGAGGCCAACAGGCGGCCCCCAUUGCCCUUCGUUUCAGUGGCAGUUCGCAUCAGGCCCAACCUUUCUCAAGAGCCCGUGGCACUGUGGGCCAAGUCCUCCGCGAGCUCGCAGCGCGUGUGCUGCCACCGUGGGUUCUUGCUUGAGGAGUACGAAUUCUCCCGAGUCUUUGGGCCGGAGGAUGACAAUCAGACGUUGUUUGACCAGCUGCAGGGCAGUACCCUGACGGGCAGCGUCUUCCAGGGGGUCAACGAGACUCUCUUCGCUUAUGGCCAGACGGGCAGCGGCAAGACGCACACCAUCUUCGGUAGCCGCACCGAACCCGGCCUCUUGGAGCUCUUCGUCCGCCGCUUCUUCGCCGUGGCCCCGCCGAAUGCUGCGCUGUUUGCGGGCUGCUAUGAGGUGCUGGGCGACUCGCUCACGGAUCUCGUGGAUUCGCGAAGGUUCCUCUCAGAAGGCAGCUUGCAUCAUGAGGAUAUUGUCCAUGACGAGCUCUUCGUCAAGACGCAGCGAUGCAGCUACCAGAUUGUGCGUGUUCGCACGGCUGAGAUGUGUCUCAGCCUGCUGAACAAUGCGAGAUGCAACCGAACAUCAGGCAUCUCCUCCUUCAAUGAUGAUUCUUCCCGGUCGCAUGCCAUUGUACAUCUUUUCGUGCAGAACCCAAGCUGCGAUGGGGCAUCUGCAAGCAUUGGCACCUUGACUCUCGUUGACCUGGCGGGCACGGAGAAGGAGCACGAGAAUCCGUCGGAGAAGGGCCGAAAGUCCGCCAGGCUUUUGAACACGUCACUUUCUUCGUUGAAUCGACUGCUCCGCAAGCUGCAAACGGGGAGCCUCGGUGAGUCGGAACGACGGCAGAGUGUCCUCAACAAGUGCCUUUGGGAGUACUUACGUCCUGGCUGCGGGAUUGCGCUGGUUUUCUGUGCAAGCCCGCUGCUUCAGCACAGAACUGCAACUCUUUCAACUCUUGCGAUGGCCACAGACAGCAAGCUCAUCCACAGCCAGCGAAAGUCCCAGUACAUCAAUAUGCCCAGCAGGGCCCAGGCCCCUUCGCCUUCACCCGCUAGAGCCACGGCUCCGCCUGCUCCGGUUCCUUCAGGAGGUGAGGGGCCUCGUGGACCGAGUGCGCCGCCCACGCCCAGGGGUGAGACGCCCAGGCGCCCAGUGGGGAUGGCUCGGCUGGCCGGGCAGGAAUCUUCUCGCCGCGAGCGAAGCAGCAGCCUGGACGGGGCAUCUGAUGAGCUUCUUGUCGAGAACGAGAAGCUUCGAAGGAAGCUCGACAUUGCCCGAACACGGAGCCGGGAGCGACUGCUUCAGGUUGAGCGUCAGAGAGAUCAGCUCGCAAGCGAUCACAUGGCUCUGCAGCGUGAAUGCGAGUCACUCCGAGCUCUGUUCAUUCGCCAGCAGCAGCAACAGCUUGCCUUUUGGACAGGGCCUUUCAUGGAGGUGCUGCGCCGAGAUGGGCCGCCUGGCAAAGUCGAGGCCUGGGAUGAUGCUGCAAGCCAGGCUACGGAAGCUCCCCCAUCUCCUCCGGCAAGGUGUGGCGCUGCGGGCGUGCAGGGUGCAGCACCUUGCCUCGUGACCUCUUCUGCCCCAAGACCUUGCGCUGCUCAAAGCCCUUCCAGCCUCCAGUCGCAGCUUGAGUACUGGCGCGAGAUGGCGCUGGAUCUCCAAAGGAAGCUGCAGAAGCCCUGCAUCAGCUCCAAGGCAACGCCGACACCGGAGACUGCCGUAAGUCUCGCUUCGCGCAGGUCUGAGAGCAGCAGUGAAGGAGAUUGCCCCGCAGGCAAUUUGGCAGAAGAUUCUGAGACGACAGUUGCAGAUGGACGAGAGUUGGUCAGCCAUUGA